UUUAAAAACGUAACAAAAAAAGAGGUUGGACGCGUAGGGAAGGGAAAUGACUUUGGGUUUAUCAACAAAUACAAAUCCCGGGUCCCCUCUCCUGCACUUCGUCUGGCAUUCUUUCUACUCUGCCAGCGCGACUCUGAGGGGCGCCACUACCCCUCCACCUCUGUACCAGGGGGUCCUCCACCCUCUCUUCUCCUUUCCCGGCCACGGUGUCCCUCCACCUCCCACGGCUCCAGUUUAUCAGCUCCGUGGGCCCAGAUGCCCCGCCCACAUCAGGCUUGGGCUCCGCCCACAUCAGGCUUGGGCUCCGCCCCAGUGUCCCAAGACCCCGCCUCCCCGUGGUUGAGGGGAAAUUCCCCUACUCUAGGCCUUUCGGUUUGCGCGGGCGGGCCAGCUUGCCGCGGGGAGAGUGAGAGAUCUCGAAGCCGCUCACGAUGGAGGAACUGGAGCAAGGCCUGCUGAUGCAGCCGUGGGCAUGGCUACAGCUUGCCGAGAAUUCCCUCUUGACCAAGGCUUAUAUCACCAAGCAGGGCUAUGCCUUGCUGGUUUCAGAUCUUCAACAGGUGUGGCAUGAACAGGUGGACACUAGUGUGAUCAGCCAGCGAGCCAAGGAGCUGAACAAGCGCCUGACUGCUCCUCCUGCAGCUUUUCUUUGUCAUUUGGAUGAUCUGCUUCGCCCAUUGUUGAAGGACACUGCUUGCCCUGGCAAAGCUACAUUCUCCUGUGAUCAUGUGGCAGAGGCGCUGAUACUCCGGGUGCGGAGUGAGCUCUCUGGUCUCCCAUUCUAUUGGAAUUUCCACUGCAUCCUAGCUAGCCCUUCGCUGGUCUCCCAACAUUUGAUUCGUCCUCUGAUGGGCAUGAGUCUGGCACUGCAGUGCCAGGUGAGGGACCUAGCAACAUUGCUUCGUAUGAAAGAUCUAGAGAUCCAGGACUACCAGGAGAGUGGGGCUACGCUGAGCCGAGAUCGGUUGAAGACAGAGCCAUUUGAAGAGAAUUCCUUCUUGGAACAAUUUAUGGUAGAG
This is a messenger RNA of Physeter macrocephalus (sperm whale), 1019 nucleotides long. RefSeq names its product non-homologous end-joining factor 1. Lineage: Eukaryota; Metazoa; Chordata; Mammalia; Artiodactyla; Physeteridae. The transcript is spliced from 5 exons. Gene Ontology annotation, cellular component: nucleus; DNA ligase IV complex. The record is from RefSeq and is a predicted model, not a curated record. Gene Ontology annotation, molecular function: DNA end binding. The annotation marks the transcript as partial. Gene Ontology annotation, biological process: double-strand break repair via nonhomologous end joining.